CAUUUAUUUAUUUAUGUAUUUUAGGUUAAGGUGAAAUUACUGUGAUAAUCCGAUUAAUGUUCUUAGAUUAUAUGCCAUAAUUUAUAGUUUUCCCCUUAAAGGACUUGCUCCAUAUUCCUACAUAACAUGACAAAAACUGCAGCAGGUUUAGUGAUCUUCCGCAAGCAUUUAAAUGCAAUUCAGUACCUUUUGUUACAAACAUCUUACGGGGAACACCAUUGGACUCCUCCAAAGGGUCAUGUCGAUCCCGGCGAAACCGAUCCGAUGGUUACGGCAUUACGAGAGACGAGCGAAGAAUCCGGUUUGCGACAGUCGGAUUUGAACAUAUUUCACGACUCUAAGCAUAUUCUCAAUUAUAAUGUACGCGGGAAACCGAAGAUUGUUAUUUAUUGGUUAGCGGAAUUAAUUAAUCCAAGCGCUGGGGUGAGAUUGUCUGAUGAGCACCAAGAUUUUAAAUGGUUAGAGUUAGAGGAGGCUUGUAGAUUUGGAAAUUACACUGAUAUGCAAGUUAUGUUAAAGCAUUAUGAUAAUUUUAUAAAAACAAUGUGAAUAAACUGUUUUGUUGUUUGUAA
Photinus pyralis (common eastern firefly) is the source of this 572-nucleotide messenger RNA. Its product is annotated as bis(5'-nucleosyl)-tetraphosphatase [asymmetrical]-like. Gene Ontology annotation, biological process: ATP biosynthetic process; AMP biosynthetic process. The record is from RefSeq and is a predicted model, not a curated record. Gene Ontology annotation, molecular function: bis(5'-nucleosyl)-tetraphosphatase (asymmetrical) activity. The transcript has 2 exons. The coding region runs from base 127 to 549 and encodes 140 amino acids. NCBI's taxonomy places the organism in Eukaryota, Metazoa, Arthropoda, Insecta, Coleoptera, Lampyridae.